AUGACAGAGGACUACGUGUACGCUCCCGGUACCGUCCAUUUAGUCGAUGUCGAUAACGUCCUAGACGUUAAGAAGCAAGAAGGGAAAAACCUGAAUGUUAUCUUGAAUCCUCAGCCAUCAAGCAAUCCAAAUGAUCCUUUGAGAUGGUCACAAAGGAAAAAGUAUUUCCAGUUUGGCCUUUUAUGGUUUUGGGGUUUCAUGUUGGCAGUGCUGGCAAACUUCGGUGGUCCCGCUUAUGAGCCAUGGAUCGAGGACCUCCACACUGAUUACAACCAAUUGAAUAUCGCGGGCGCAUUAUUAUUCUUAUUUCUUGGGCUCGGAUGCUUAUUUUUACAACCUACAGCCAUGAAGGUGGGCCGCCGGUUUGUCUACCUUUUGUGUACAGUGAUUGUGAUGCUCGCUAUGGUUGUUGGUGGUGUCGGUAAGAAUGUCCUGUACAUUCAAGGCUCAUACAUCAUGAUAGGGUUUGCUGCCGCUCCCGUCGACUCCUUGGUGGAAAUUUCUAGUACUGAUGUGUUUUUUCAGCAUGAGCGGAGUACGGCUUUUGCCUUGAUGAUUCUAGCAUUGUACGCGGGAUCUAACUUGGGUCCUGUAGCUGCUGGAUUUGUUGUACAAGCAAUGAGUUGGCAAUGGCUUUUCUGGAUCCAGUUGUUCAUCUACGCUGGCCUCAUAAUCAUCCAGUUUUUCUUCAUGUUCGAUACUACUUUCAAUCGAGACCAUGAUGAAGAGGAUCGAUUGGAAGCUGAAAUCAUCAGCAUAGUGAAGUCGCAUGAGUCGAUGGUCUUGACUCAUGGUAAAGAAACUCGCCAAAAGAGUCCCGAAUACAUCGAUGAAGUCGUGUCGGGAUGUUCAGAUCUGAUUGACCAAACGAUUGAGAAGCGAACCUACAAAGAUUCGCUUAAGUUGAUCGAAACAGAAUACAGCGAUCCACGGUCAUGGUUUGUUAUCUUCUUUCGACCGUUUCUUCUUGUAUCUUUCCCUGCUAUUGUUUGGUCAGGCUUAACUUAUGGCGCUCAGAUUAUGUGGUUGCAACUUAUGGCAGUAACUCAAUCAUUAGUGUUCUCUGCUGAGCCGUACAACUUUUCCCCUAACGGCGUGGGACUUACAAACUUAGCUCCAUUUGUCGGUUGCUGCAUCGGCAUGCUUUAUGGAGGUAAUUACGUUGAUUGGUUGUCCGUUCGCUUAGCAAGAAAAAAUAAUGGUAUCUUCGAGCCUGAAAUGCGGCUUCAUGCCAUGUGGUUACCUUUGUUGACUAAUGCUGGUGGUCUCUUGGCUUACGGACUCGGAUGCAACGCUGGCGUUCAUUGGGCAAUCCCCGUUGUGCUCGGUUAUGGGUGCCUCGGGUUUGCGAUGAGCUCCUCGGGGGCCAUCUGCUUGACGUACGCUGUCGAUUCUUAUCACAAAGUGGGUUCUGAGGCGUUGGUCAUCAUUUUAUUGUUUAGGAAUUUGAUAGGUAUGGCCUUCUGUUUUGCGAUUGACCCGUGGCUACAAGGUUGUGGCUUGGUUUUAACGACCUGGCUCAUGUUCAUGUUAUCAUUGGUUAUUAAUGGUUCUUACAUCAUUAUGCUUUUAUGGGGCAAAAAGUUCAGAAUAUGGACGACUGAUCGAUACCAGAGAAUUAGCGAACCAGGAUUUGGGGAAUUCUGGAAGAAGUGA
Messenger RNA from Diutina rugosa, 1656 nucleotides. RefSeq lists its product as uncharacterized. The transcript has a single exon. Gene Ontology annotation, molecular function: transmembrane transporter activity. Gene Ontology annotation, biological process: transmembrane transport. Gene Ontology annotation, cellular component: fungal-type vacuole. NCBI's taxonomy places the organism in Eukaryota, Fungi, Ascomycota, Pichiomycetes, Serinales, Debaryomycetaceae. Bases 1 to 1656 code for a protein of 551 amino acids. The record is from RefSeq and is a predicted model, not a curated record.